GGUUAGAUAAGCCUCGGGAUUCGAUCGUGGAUUGGAUUCAGUGGUGUGAUCACCAGAUCUCGGCUUGGAAUCAGUCAAACAUUUUCCAGUUCCCCGGCAACAUGUCGCUGUCUUUAAGUGUUUGGAUCGUUCUAGGAGUCUUUGCUUUUGCCCAGGGCAAUGUUCGCUUCCACUUCUCGUUGGAUUUCCAUGUGAAGCAGCCGGCCAACUCGACUGAAACCAUUAACAAGACCAUCAUUGUGGAAGACAAUAAGGUAUCCAUGGUGGACAAUGAAGUGACUACGAAGUCUCCCAUGGCUCAGUGGACGGAUCAGGAGCAGUUCAAUGUGGUCACCCUGCAGAAGGUGAUCGAUACCCGGCGCUCGGUGCAGCAACUCAACGCGGAGCUCUCGCCUCUGACAGGCAGGAGCAACGAUCUGGCGAGGAGGGUUAAGCAGAGCCUGCGCUAUGUCAACGAAGUGGACGCCAAUCUCGAGCAUCUGACCAGUUUUGGCCAGCUGGUGGAGCUGCUAAGGAAGUUUGUGACCCUGGUGGAUAGCUUAAGCGAACCUUCUGCAGCGGGUGGAACCCGCAGCCUGGAGUACGUUCUCCUAAAGUUAACCCUCGAGAAGUACGAUAUUCUCAAGCAACGACAGGAGCUUGGGGAGCUCCUGGAGCGGGCGGAGAGCGCCUGGCAGCGAUAUCGAAGCACGCAGGUGGUCCUCGUGGAUAACUCAACCUGAGCAGGGUGGAUAUAUGUACAUAGAUUUAGAGAUACUUUGUUAAGAAUAGAUUUUUAGGGCAGGGAAAGGACAAAGGCCUUCAUCAUCGGGCAAGGCAAUCGCUGCACCAUCAUCUACCAGGGCGGAACGGCCCUUGAAAGGAAUAAAAGUCAUCAAAGGGA
Drosophila kikkawai is the source of this 883-nucleotide messenger RNA. RefSeq lists its product as uncharacterized. NCBI's taxonomy places the organism in Eukaryota, Metazoa, Arthropoda, Insecta, Diptera, Drosophilidae. The record is from RefSeq and is a predicted model, not a curated record.